UGCGCCAGGCAGACCGUGAAUGAGUCAGACUACAUGUGUAUACACUGAGAAUUAUCACACAGGUCGACUGUGAUAGUCAGUCACGCUUCAACUGUACUUUUCAUACACCAAAAACCUGACCUAAAAACACUGCAACUGCCUUCAUUCCUGCUGUGGAUCUAAACAAUGUAGACUUGGAACAUAAGGGAUCCGUACACGACAGACCUCGUCACCUGUAGCUUUAAACAGGAACCUAUUUGUUGUGUUAUGUCUUGUAUAUAAAUUGUUUGUUAAGACGAUGAGACUAAAUACCUCCAUUUUGGGGCCUGUUUUGGUGGGCGUGUGUAUAGUGAUACUGGCCCAGAACACAGGACAAGUACAAGGACUAACGUGCAUAGACUGUGCUGACUUCGUUAUCAAUGGAUCAGCUGCCGGGGCUAUAGUGACUCCAGUCCUGAACGCCAUCCCGGGUAUUCGGGAUAGAAACUGUCGCACUGCAACCGCUCAAUCAAAUAUUGACAUGACCACAUGUCCGUCAAAUCCCACAUCCGGGGACCGUGUGUACAGAUGCGGAGCCUACACCGGCACACUCAAUGUUGUUGGCCCAUUGAACAUUUUCGAUAUUCCUGUUCAUAUCAUUGACCGUGAGUGUGUUUUGGUAUACAAGGGUCUGAACGAUGGUUGUCAUCCCCAGAGUUUUGCCCAACAGGACGCCGCUACUUUCCAGAAAAUUUUCGAGAGACUUGAUAGCUUAGGAGCCGUCACUUUCAGGGGAAGCAUAUGUCUGUCAGGCGACGUUUCUGCUGCCUCUAGCAUACAUAUAGCGCAUUCUUUAGUAAUUUCGAUAGUUGCUUGUUUUCUGUAUAUGUUAUUUAGCUUGUCAUGAUAAAAAAAAUUAUAUGCAAUGAAAUUAUGUAUGUAUCUAUAUAUGUAAAAUUGGUAAGAAUGAUUUGUUAUAAUGAUAUUUGCUCUAUCGAUUGUUUCAUAAGUGUGAGGUUUGAAAAGGACACUUAACUGGUUUGUGAGGACAUUUUUAGUUUAUAUGAAUAUAUAUCGGGUAGACGAAGCCGUGACCAGUGUCCGUAUUCAUGAAAACGUUCCAAUGUGCAAGCAAGGAUCCCGUGUUCAAUCCAACUUUCUUGGUACUGGCUUAAAUCACGUGACAUGAUCAAAACGUCAAGAGUUUACAUUGGAAUCAACAUUUGGCUCCAAGUCUCUCCAAAAUUCUCCGAUGUCACGGAGUGAAUAUUAUCAAUUGAUCACAUGAACAAGAAAAUUUGGAUUGAGAACGGUUUAAUAAAUACGAGCCUAGUUUUAUAUAAGUAUGUUACCAGAUAGUUCUUUGAUAAGAACUAAAUAUGUUUCUUGUAGAAAACUUACGAACGAAAGAGGUGUGGCGAUUGAGAGUAAUCCUGCGUUGGAAACAUUUAACUGUUCAGUGGGGGUUAAACUAAGAGUUCCUCAACUCUUGCAAUCCCUAACAUUUUAUGUAUAUUUACACAAAUGUAUCUGACAUAAUGUAUAUUCAUGUAUUAUAAAUUAUUGCAUCUUGAGAAAAUGAAAUUGAUUGAAAAAAAAUGUCCAAAUGUUUUCCAAAUCACUGUUUUUUUGUGUAUAAAUUUAUCAAGUUUUAGCAUGAGAACGGUUUCAAAAUACGGGCCUAGAUACAAGAUAACCUGUAUUCAUAUCAGAACACCUCAAGAUGAGUUAAUCCCACCGUUGAUUAUAUCCUUGUUCCAUGUCCACAUAAAUCGCUUCGGUAGGUCCAUUGCGCAAGACAUUGUUGACAACUGUAAUUGCGGUAAUUCGGUGGGUCCUCCAGACUUGCUUGUGACCUUACAUUCAGUCAAAACUGUAUACAAGAAUAGUAGCGUGCUUGAACCAUUCAGAUAACAAGAGUAUAGACAUUUGUGUGAUACGUUCGCUUAAGGUAAAAAUGGAAUAAUAGUAUCAGCCAUAAUAACACUAUAUCUGUUCGAACACUGAUAUACGGUUUGAGGUACUCUUGUUUUGAAACGGUAUCUUUUCAAUGUACGAGAUAUUUUUAAUUUUACAAUUCUAUAUUUGAUGUAACUUCGGAAUUAUCUUCAGCUAUGGUAUUAACCUGAAGCCAACAUAGAGCCAAAGUUGAAUUGAUACAUUAACCCAAUUACCCCUAAAGUCACAUUUGAACCUUACCAAAUCAAUGACUUUGCAAGUCCAGUAUAAAUAUAUGCAGGGGUGAAUGAGUUAAUGGUUCAAUUUUUCAAAUAUUGUAUUAGCACUUUGUUUAUCUAUAUUUUUAUAUAAGCAUGUGAUGCCUUUUUUUUUUUUAAUUAAGUUUUCCUUUUUAUUGGAUCUGUUGUUCCUAUUAAAUUGAGCCUUUUUAACCAUCCUACUUAACCAUUGUUACAUCGUACUUUAAUGCUAGUAUAUUAGCACAGGGUAAAACAAAUGCUCGUGUACUCAAUGUUCAGGAUUAUAUUAUUUGUAUGUUUUGCAAGCUUGUACUAUUAUACCAUAAAACAGUUCUACCAUGCAUAAUACAAUUAAAACGAUUGGUUGAUAAUAAUGUCUUUUGUAUAUUUUUUUGUCCUGAACAAAUUAAAUUUUAUUCAUAAUCGA
This is a messenger RNA of Mizuhopecten yessoensis (Yesso scallop), 2583 nucleotides long. RefSeq lists its product as uncharacterized. The transcript has 3 exons. Bases 278 to 865 code for a protein of 195 amino acids. The record is from RefSeq and is a predicted model, not a curated record. NCBI's taxonomy places the organism in Eukaryota, Metazoa, Mollusca, Bivalvia, Pectinida, Pectinidae.